AUGGAAGAAGGAUCCACAGAAGUCCUCUCAGUCUCCGAGCUCGUCCGACGAUCUCGCCCACUCACCGGCGGAUCAUCGGUCCUUCCCAGCCGUUCGAUCUCUUCUUCAGAACCUUCCAAUGAACCUAAAAAACCCUCCGGUCCCACAAACCCCAAAAACCCUAACUCGAAAAUCCUCAAAUCUCUGAACCACCCAACAAUCCUCGUUGGAACCCUAACCCUACCUUCUCACAACAACAGUAGCACUUCGAAUUCAACUCUUCACUGCUCAAAUACCAGUUGUUUUUCAUUCUCCGAUGGCACAGCCACCGUUUGCUGUGACCUUAUUGAUCAUCAUCCUCGAAUUAUAGGAAAAGUGAUGCAUGUUCUUGCUUGGAAUUUUAUUCCUUUCAAAUGUGGAGGUGGGUUUUUGGAAAUUAUCCGGUGGAGUGUUCUGGAAUCUUCUUGUGGACCCGAAGCAUUUGCUUUGUUUUCAGGUUCAUGUACUGACUGUAAAGAUAUUCCCAAAUCUCACUAUUACACUCACGGUUCAUUACAAUCGGUUAGCCCUCUUUCCGUUGUUCCGUGUACAAUUCGGGGGACGUGUUCUGGGUCCAAUUCUGGUGGUUCAAGAAAUAUUUGUGGUUUUCUUGUGAAUAUCUUGGUUUGUGAGUGCAAAUUGUGCCACUCAAAAGAUUCUGAAAGGGUAUUGAAAGAUUUACGUGAACAGAAAAAUAAUAGUCAUUGUUUUGAGAAACCUGUGAUUGUCUACUUCUGUGGGUCGGCUUCAUCAUGGCAUCCAGUAAUUUCCAAAUUGAUUGGGUGUGUCGUUUUGGUAUCAGGUUUGAAGAAGAAAUUAAUUUAUAUGGAGAAAGGGGAGUCUCAGUUGAUGUAUGUGACCACAGAGAAAGCUUUGUUGCAUCUUUCUAAGUUUCCAAAUCAGCGGCUUCCAAUUCCAAAGACUGUUAUUAAAGGUAGGGGAGAGGUGGGUGGAUAUGUUGGCACAGUUACAGGCAUUUAUAUGCAUGGCAUGGUUGUGGAGCUGGAUCAAGAAGUAAUGCUGUUACUAACAGACCCGCAACUCACUGUGCCACAUAGUGUGAGAGUGGGUGCUAUUGUAUCGGUGAGAAAUGUCCAUUUUGUGAAUCCCAGAUUUUCUUGGACAAAAAUACUUAUACUUGGUGCUUGCAUGAAAACUAGCAUGUAUGUGCAAUCAUUCUCCCCGAUGGUAACUGGGUGCCAUAUUGGUUCACAAUCGCAGAGCCUUUUAGGGAAAUUUAUUGACUCCGUGGUAUUUUCUGCAAGACUUUGGGUAUUACUUGUCAUCUCAUGUUUUAGGAAAAAGUUUGCGGGUAUAUUGUCUGAGAAGGAGAUCUUAGGAUCAAAACAUCCUGUUGUUCCAUCCUUUACUGUAUCAUAUUAUGCUGAGCUGAUGUGGACAGUUGCAAGGUGUUACCAGAAGGAAGGAUUGGCUCAAAAAUUUGCUAGAUCUCAUUUACCACUGUCAAACUUCCAUGUUCGGCAUGGAGUAUUUAUGGAAUACUGUAAGCAUGAUUCAUGUGGCUGUGGCAAUGAAUUGAGUUAUGGUCACUUGAAAUUGGCAGUACCCAUCUCUAAUUUCAUCAGUCACUGCGACACCUCCUGGACAAAAUUGUUGCUAGAAUGGGAGACUGAUUUGGAUUUAAUAGGUGAUGACAAUCUAUAUUGCCCUAUAUCCUGUGAAGGGAGAACUUAUGGUCCGUCAAUUAGAAGGAUUUUGCAUGGUGAAAAUAAUGUUGUUUUGCUUGGAAAAUUAGAGAUUUCCCCAUCUUCCGGGAGGUUACAGUUGAUUGAUGCAACUGGUAGCAUUGAUGUUGUUAUACCAGACCUUUCAUCAAGUUGGAAUAUCAACAGCAUAUAUGAGGUAAAUGACUUCACUGUUGUAAUGGAAGGCAUACCUGAGAAAGUCAACCAUUUGGGUUCGACCUUGAAGGAAUCAUUUUCAUGCAGAAAUAUAUUUAACAGUGUUCACUUGGGACAUUUUGAGGAGCUUAAAAGUGGAAGAUUUCACCUGCUCUGGAUAACGCACAAAUUUCCUGUGCUACAAAAGUUUCAAGGUGAUCAAGUUAUUUCAAACAGGUCAAGCAUACACGCUGAGGCCAUAAUCCUUCCCUGGGACUUGUUUCUUGCUGAGAAAGAUAGAGAUGCAUGUCCAAGUAAGCUUUCUGCGGGACACUCGAGACAACCCGCAGAAGGUUAUGCAAGUAUAUAUUAUGAGGAAUGUGUUGCUCACAAGAGAUGCAAAAUCGAUAGGGCAUCUGGUGGGGCACUGAGCUGCGGCUUAAGAGAGACAAGAAAUGGAUCAUGGUGCCGGAUGAAUUGUUGCUCAAGUGCUUGCAAGAUAUGUCAAGAGGAGUUGAAAUGUUGUGAUUUGAGGUCUCCGUGCGAACUUCCAUGCUUCGUUACUUGUAGAGAUGUUAAUGGUCCCAGUCCCAUUGGUUCAGGAAUCUUGCAUUGCACAAAAACUAAUUUAAAGGUUAAUUCUGGUUGCAAUUUGAAUGGAUUGAAGGUAUUACUGGAGUUUCACCCCGAAAGCUUUUGCAAGUAUGAGUUAUUGAGGAUUGGUGGCUAUUACCUCAUAAAGCCGCAUAAGGAAGAUCCAUUAUGUGCAUCUGAGGACUUCAAUGAUGUCAGUGGUGGUAGAAUAGUUAUCACUUCUAGAACUAAUCUGUGGAGCCUUUCAUUCUCUUCUGAUGAGGUUUUCCCUAGUGUAGAUCCAUCACAUGUUUCUUCAUUCCACAGUUCAUUUGUCAGCAGUAAGGAGUUUCUAUCUGAAGGUUCUCAUAGAAAUGAUUCUCCAUUGCUAAGAUUUAACAGUGGAUGCCCUGAAAUCUGUUCAGAUAUCUCUCUCUCUCUGUCGUCUGAUGUUCUAAGUCUUGUCGAGAUAGAUCUUAAGUCGUUGGAAGAAGGUCUAAUCAAGCCAUCUGUCUCACUUGAGGGGGUGGAUAACAUUUCUCGGGGCAUUGGGAGUAUGAUGACUACGUCUGUGCAAUCUUCUGGAACAUAUGAUGCCUAUUGCCAUUUGCCUGAGGGAAAUCUAAUAUCUUUGCAUGGACACGUGUUGGCUGUUCAUAAUUUGGAGCACAGUUCUCCAGCAUCACAUUUGAGCCAAAAGAGUCCCAGUGAUGUUCAGCGACCAAAUUUCUUUCAAAGAUUAACCAGCAGUAUUUGUAUCCAUGUUUUGGUUGACCUUCACGUUGUGAAAAUUCUUGGUGACUUGAGUCUACAUCCAUAUCCGAUUGGAUUUGGACCUGGUGUAAAUGCAACCUUCCACCGAAUACUUGUAUUGGGGCAGAAAGAACUUAUGUUGACACCUGCAUCUUUCAUUGUACUCAACUCGAUACAGACAGUCAAUGACCGAUAUAUUCUUGAGUGCAAUAAUUCAUCAGCUGCUUCAGGCUUGCACACGGCUUACACUCUGGAUACAGUUCCUGCAGCCCUGAUAUCUGAAAUACUGCAUAGCUUGGAGCAUAAAACAGUGCAAUUCCACUGCAGGGUUGUGGCUGUUUAUGUCCUGGUGCUGGAGAAGAAUAACAAAGUUGUAUAUUCCCACCCAAACAUUCAAUCCAGAUCACCUGUGAUAAAUAUUUCUCUUGCCGGUUUUGUAUUGGAUGAUGGGUCAUCCUUGUGUUGUUGCUGGGCUGAUAAGGACAGGGCAGCGACAUUGCUAAGGCUACAUGAUGAAAAUUCAGUCGGUGAUAUGGAUAAAAUUUUCAAGCAACAUGGGCAAAUUGUAGUGAGAAACUUUGGAUCCCUAUUUGAUUCUUCAUGUCAGGACCUUACAUUUUCUGGCGGUUCAGAAAAUGUUAUUAGCAGCUCGGAUGAGGACCUCCUCAGGUUCAUUUUACUUGAUGCUUGCUUCAGCAGCUUCUGGACCGUUGUUGGUAGUCUGAUGGAUUUACACGCUGUUGGACAAUUAGAGAGACGCUUAGUGGAACUGGAGAUGACAUUGCAUCCAUUGCAAAAUAUAUGGGCCACAGAAGUUUAUCACACCAACGCUCUCAGUAAAGCAAGGAAAUCAAUUCAAGAAUUGCUGAAUAGGUAG
This is a messenger RNA of Ilex paraguariensis (yerba mate), 4062 nucleotides long. The record is from the annotation of a GenBank genome assembly. NCBI's taxonomy places the organism in Eukaryota, Viridiplantae, Streptophyta, Magnoliopsida, Aquifoliales, Aquifoliaceae.